This is a messenger RNA of Dicrocoelium dendriticum, 462 nucleotides long. NCBI's taxonomy places the organism in Eukaryota, Metazoa, Platyhelminthes, Trematoda, Plagiorchiida, Dicrocoeliidae. The record is from the annotation of a GenBank genome assembly.
AUGUAUGUUCAACCUUCUUGUGAACAGCUAUCCGAAAACUCCGUUACAUUUUCUUUGCCAUCCUUCGAUGUGUCGAACCCACGUGUCUGGUUUAUUCAAGUUGAAUCUAUCUUUCGUUUUCGUAAGAUUACCUCGCAAUCCACAAUGUUUUCUUACGUUACUGCUCAUUUACCUACACACGUGGCUUCAGAGGUCAUUGAUAUCCUCGAUCCUAUGCCGACUGACUCACCUUAUGAUAUACUUAAGGCAGCCAUCUUAAAACGCACUACCUCAUCCGACGAGUCACGCCUCCAACAGCUACUCUCCGGCGUCGAGCUUGGUGAUCGUACACCGUCUCAGCUCCUGCGACAUAUGCGAUCACUAGUCGGUUCAGCAACCUUGGAUGAUUCCAUCCUUCGCCAACUCUGGCUUAAGUGUCUUCCCGCUAACACGACGGCGAUACUAGCUGUAAUGGCUGAGGAC